UGUGGUUUGUGGCACCUUGACAUACACACUCUCCGAGUCUGGUCUGCAGCCAGUUUGUUGUCAUGUGAGCGUGCACAGAUCUGAACCUAAAGUUAAAAUCCUUCCACAGUGUAGUCUAUGAAGAUAAAGGGACCUUUAGAAACACUGACCGGCUGAGGUUGGCCUCCUGUCUCUCGGGUUGGAAUGGCGGAGGUGAGCCCCCCCGCUGUCACCAGUGUUGUUCCUGAUGAUGAAGGGCAAGCAAAGUUCAAGAAGAGUGAGCAUGUUGCUUUUUACAGGCGACAGAUGCAGGGCCCUAACCUGCAGUACAGAGCCCUGUUGGACACCAUGGUGCUCACAGAGAAGGGGGCACGCUUUGAGCUGCUGGAGUCUUACACACAGACUGAACUUCUGCUCUCGGUGACGCCUUGCAAAGACGACACUGUGAGGAUCUUAAUAGAUGAACUCCACCCCAUUAAGCCGCGAUACAGAGUUCCAGAUGUGAUGACAGGGGAGCCUCAGUGUGAACAGUUGAGAGUAGUGAGACAGUCUCAGCACUCGGUCACCCUUUCCUGGUCUUCAGGACGUCAUCAGGUCUGCGUGUGGCACUCCCCUUUCCGACUGGAGAUCCUGUGUGAGGACGAAGUGUUGGCAACGUUCAACUCUAGAGGCAAACUGUGGAUGGAGCUGCUGCAGGAUCGGGCCAGGGACACGUCUCAAGAGAGUGAGCUUCAAAACAACCACACAGGUUCACUUUGGAAGGAGACUUUCAGGCAGUUUGAAGACGUCAAAGCUAACGGUCCCUGUAGUGUUGGGUCUGACCUCUGUCUGCAUGGCUUCAGUCAUGUUUACGGUCUGCCAGAGCACGCUGACGGCCUCCAGCUCAAAGACACCAGAGCCGCUGAGCCGUAUCGGCUGUAUAACCUGGACGUCUUCGCCUAUGAGCUGCACAGCCGCCUCGGCUUGUACGGCUCCGUGCCGCUGCUGGUGGCCCACAAACCUGACCGGACUCUGGGUGUGUUCUGGCUGAACGCGUCUGAAACAUUCGUGAACGUUUACUACAGCCCGUCUGAUCAACAGGAAGAUCAAUCCCCCCUCGUGAAGAGGAGGCGUAAGCAGCCUCAGACUGACGUCCGCUGGCUGUCAGAGGGCGGAGUGAUCGACUGCACCGUUCUACUCGGGCCCAGUCCACAGCAGCUCUUCUCCCAGUACGCUCAGCUGACAGGGUAUCAAGCCCUCCCUCCUCUGUUUUCCCUCGGCUACCAUCAGUGUCGCUGGAACUACGACGAUGAAGCCGACGUCAAAGCUGUAGACGAUGGAUUCGACCUCCAUGACAUCCCGUACGACGUUAUCUGGCUGGACAUCGAGCACACGGAUGGGAAGCGUUACUUUACCUGGGACUCUGCUCUGUUCCCUGAUCCAGCCGGCCUGCAGCGCCACCUAGAGAAGAAGAAGAGGAAGCUGGUUGUUAUAAGUGACCCCCACAUUAAAGUUGAUCCUGAUUGGUCGCUGUACUGUGAGGCUAGAGAUGGAGGACACUUCAUCAAGAGCAGAGAGGGGGAGAUCUAUCAGGGCUCAUGCUGGCCUGGUGAGUCCUGCUACCUGGACUUCAGUAAUCCAGUCACUCGGGCCUGGUACUCCAGAUGUUUCAGCCUGGAUAAGUACAAGGGAUCAACACCGUCGUUAUUUGUGUGGAACGACAUGAACGAACCGUCUGUGUUCGACGGGCCGGAGCAGACGAUGCCCAAAGACGCAGUGCAUCAUGGGGGCUGGGAACACCGGGAACUACACAACCUGUACGGCUUCCACCAGCACAUGGCCACAUUCGAGGGUCUGAUCACUCGCUCAGGUGGAUCAGAGAGACCGUUCAUACUUUCACGCUCCUUCUUUGCCGGAUCACAGAGAUUUGGAGCGGUAUGGACAGGUGACAACGUUGCUUCUUGGGAGUAUCUGAAGAUCUCGAUCCCGAUGCUUUUGUCUCUGAGUGUGGCGGGUUUACCGUUUUGUGGAGCUGACGUUGGAGGGUUCGUUCAGGAUCCUGAUCCGGAGUUGUUGGUGCGUUGGUACCAAGCUGCCGCCCUGCAGCCGUUCUUCAGAGGUCACUCUGCCAAGGUCACAAAGCGCCGGGAGCCCUGGCUGUUUGGGGAGGAAGUCACCACUGCAAUCCGCACUGUGGUUGAGCAGAGGUACUGUUUGCUGCCGUAUUGGUACACUCUGUUCCAUCAGGCUCACACCUCUGGUCUGCCUCCACUUAGACCUCUGUGGGUGGAGUUCCCAAGUGAACAGGGCACUUUCACAGUGGACCACCAGUACAUGAUUGGAGGAGCUCUUCUGGCCUGUCCUGUUACUGAACCUGGUGCUAAAGACAUCAAAGUGUUCCUUCCUGGACCUGGUGAGGUUUGGUAUGGUGUCCACUCUGCAGCCGUGUUUAAAGGAGGCAGGACGCUGAGUCUUCCCGUCACUCUGGACACAGUCCCCGUGUUCCAGCGAGGCGGCUCCGUGGUCUGCAGGUCAGCAGGGAGUGGAUCCUGUACAGCUGAUUUUCAGUGGCUGCCCCUCUCCGUCACUGUGGCUCUAAACUCUCAGGGAUCAGCUGAUGGUGAGUUGUACCUGGACGACGGCCACUCUUUCAGCUACCGGGACAAGAAGGCGUUCUGCCUGCGCAGGUUCAGCAUGCUGUCAGGCCGUCUGCUCUGCCGUCCUGCCAGUGAAGAAGGAGCGUUUGACAGUGAUAUCGUCGUACAGUCUGUCACUGUCCUCGGCCUGAAGAGGAAACCGUCCAAGGUGGUUGUGCAUGUGUCAGGAGCCGGAGACACCUCUGCUGCGUUCCAGUUCACGGAGAGCUGCUGCACGCUGACAGUGAACGAGCUGAACCUCAGCGUGACGACAGACUGGGACAUACAGAUAGGUUAACUGUGAAAGUGUUCCUCCUCUGACUUUCUUUAUUUAUGUGAGGAGGACGUUGAGUAAACGUCAUCAGAGUUAUUUUAAUAAGAAGAGAUAUUUUAAAUGAAAUGGAGUCAUGAUUUAGUCGGCACCAGAUCAGUCUUUUUUUAAAGUACAGAGAGGACGACGUGUAGUAUUAUAUUUAUUUUAUUUGUGUUGAACUUUUUGAGCCCUUUAAAGAACAGAUCAUCCGUCCACUGACUUCUUCUUCAUCAGGGUUCACUAAACCAAAGUCUGUGGUUACACCAAGAAAACACAGCAAAGACUGGACUCUGAUGAUGAGAUUUUAUUGAUAUAAGUGAGAUCUGACGCGUGGUUUUAAAUUUGUGGAGUGAAAAUUUAGUGAAUAAAAUUCUAACUGAUGUGCAGCUACA
Molecule: messenger RNA, 3299 nt
Organism: Notolabrus celidotus (New Zealand spotty)
Lineage: Eukaryota; Metazoa; Chordata; Actinopteri; Labriformes; Labridae
Gene: ganc
Product: glucosidase, alpha; neutral C
Exons: 25
Coding region: 184-2892 (902 amino acids)
Biological process (GO): carbohydrate metabolic process; N-glycan processing
Molecular function (GO): alpha-1,4-glucosidase activity; carbohydrate binding
Source: RefSeq, a predicted model, not a curated record